AUGAGGCGGGCAGAGCGGGACCUUGAGCAAUGCGAGGAGAAGUGGGAGGCCAAGCUGCGGUUGAGCAACUUGGAGCACGACCGCGCCAUGGCAAUGCUGCGCAACAGCUUUGACGAGAAGUACAACGGGGACAUGAGCCAGCUCGUUGCGCGGCACACCCAUGAGCUGAUCACUGCCCAGGCCCAGAGCACCCAGGCGAUUCAGCAAAAGGAAGCCGAGCUCAGGCGGUUUCAGGACGCGUCGGCGACCUGGGAGGCCCACUGCAAAAGGCUGCAGCAGAGGGUCGAGACCUUGCUGGGAGACCUGGAGGCGCUGCUGAAGUCAAAGCAGAACGAGAAGGUGGCGAUGGAAGCUAAGAUCUCCACCUUGCAGGCGGCGAUGCUCAAAAUGGAGGCUGAACUGAAAGAGAAUCAGCAGCAGGAUCCCGGGAUGAAGAAGGCUGAACAGCGAGCCGCGUCCAGCAAGUUCAAGGUGAAGGCGCAUGUGGGUGGUCGGGAUGCCCAACACCAGACGCUGGACAAGUGUCAUGGACGCUGA
Molecule: messenger RNA, 537 nt
Organism: Effrenium voratum
Lineage: Eukaryota; Dinophyceae; Suessiales; Symbiodiniaceae
Source: the annotation of a GenBank genome assembly